AUGCAAUGGGGACCUCGGAUGCUGAACCACGGUUACACUGUCCACAGCCUUUUUAACUGGGCACCCGUCAGUGUCAUCCUUGAAUCUGGAUAUCAAAAAAAGAACGAGCUGCCGAUUGUCAUCUCGCCAUCUGGGGCAUCUGGAGCAUCUGGGGGCAUACGCGCAUCGGUAUGCGACACUGAUGCAUCGCCCCAUGCCCCGUACCCAAAAUCUGCUUCUGGACAGACUUGCUCGAGACUGAAGGACCUGACAGCGGAUACACUCUCCGUUACAGUUUUCCGUUGGCCUUCUCAGAGUUCUACGUACCGUAUCCGAAGACAGGAUUACCUAGAUGCCUAA
This is a messenger RNA of Colletotrichum tamarilloi, 339 nucleotides long. RefSeq lists its product as uncharacterized. Bases 1 to 339 code for a protein of 112 amino acids. The record is from RefSeq and is a predicted model, not a curated record. The transcript has 2 exons. Lineage: Eukaryota; Fungi; Ascomycota; Sordariomycetes; Glomerellales; Glomerellaceae.